This is a messenger RNA of Fusarium graminearum PH-1, 1497 nucleotides long. RefSeq lists its product as uncharacterized. Gene Ontology annotation, biological process: dipeptide transport; allantoate transport; tripeptide transport. Gene Ontology annotation, molecular function: allantoate transmembrane transporter activity; dipeptide transmembrane transporter activity. Lineage: Eukaryota; Fungi; Ascomycota; Sordariomycetes; Hypocreales; Nectriaceae. Gene Ontology annotation, cellular component: plasma membrane. The coding region runs from base 1 to 1497 and encodes 498 amino acids. The transcript has 9 exons. The record is from RefSeq and is a predicted model, not a curated record.
AUGCUGGGCUCGCUCCUGGGAUUGUCCCUGAAUGCAUCAAUCCGGGGCUGUUUAUUUCUGUACCCUAAGACUUGGGGUUGCGUGGAAUCUGCUACAACCGAUUCACAAACUCAUCACAAACAUAGCCUUUUUGGAGAGGUCCUCGAGAGACUAAGUCCCGAGGAAGACAAGCGCAUUCGGCGUAAACUCGACCGUUGUCUGUUACCAGUAAUGGCCCUGUCCUAUGCGUUCCAAUAUCUCGAUAAAUCGGCACUUGCAUCGACUGCUAUCCUGGGUCUGCGUGAGGACUUGAAGCUCACAGGGGACGAAUACUCUUGGGCCAGUGGUCGGCAAGUCUAUCACGGCAUCCAUGUGAGCUGCACCCUCGACCGACGAUACCAAUCACGUUGUCGAUCGCCUUCUCGCUCUCUGGAUACUAACGCUGCGGCCGUCUUUAGCCUCAUGUGGGGUGCCAUACUCAUGCUCACUGCUGCUUGCCACAAUGCUAGCGGACUUCUUGCCGUUCGCUUCUUCCUUGGGAUUGCCGAAUCGUUGAUAGCCCCGGGUCUGACCAUUAUGAUCUCCAUGUUCUACAAACGUUCAGAGCAGCCUCUGCGUCAUGCUGCUUGGUUCUUGGGAAACACCAUUGCCGGAGCGCUCAGUGGUCUCUUGAACUACAGUAUUGGCCAUAUUACAUCAAUUACUCCCUGGAAAGCAACCUUUCUUAUUCUUGGCGGAGUCACAAUAGCAUGGGCAUGCCUUAGUCUCUUCCUACUCCCGGAUACCCCUGACAGCGCCUGGUUCUUGUCCAAAGAGGAUCGAGAGAAGGCCAUCAUCAGGGUUCAGGACAAUCUUACUGGUAUCAAGAAUAAUGAGUUCAUAUGGGAACAUUGCAGAGAAGCCUUCAUUGAUCCCAAAACCUGGAUUCUUGUCGCCCUCCAAAUCUGCUUCAACAUCCCCAACGGUGGUAUCACUUCAUUAUUCCUUAUUGUCGUUUGUACCGUGGGCGCCAGGAUCUGGGAGGGCACGCGUACUUACUGGAUAAUGUUGUGCUUCGCAAUCGCUCUUCUUGGAGCCGCACUCGUUCGGGAACUACCAGAUGAGAUGAGAUGGGGCCGCUAUGUCGGCACAAUCCUAGUGGGCGGUUAUUCUAGAUGCUUCCCACUUAUCAUGUCGUUGCUCUCCAGCAACGUUAGUAGGUUUACGAAGAAGACCACUGUUAAUGCACUGACAUUCAUCGCUUACUGCGCUGGAAAUAUCAUCGGCCCCCAACUCUUCUUCGCUAAGGAAGCUCCGAAAUACAACUCUGGCUUUGUGGCCAUGAUGGUCUGCUUGUCCUCAGGUUUUCUUCUUGCAUUUAUCUUUCGGCUCUACUUGAUUUGGGUCAACCGCACUCGAGACCGAGAGUGUGCUGACGCAGCCGACUCCACUGAUAUCGAUGCUCCAGGCCUUGAAGUGGCCAUGGCUAUGGAGGAUAUGACUGAUAUGCAGAUCAGGAAGUUUCGAUAUGUCUACUAG